AUGCUUGUGUCUCGUACGACAGGACCCGAACAAUUCAUUGUUCCUGGAAAUAUAUGGCAUGGAUCCUCCUCACCCAAAUCCUCCUCAAGGAAGAUUGCGGAGCAUAACGACUUUCUGACUCUUCUGUCUCCACGACAGCCCACCAAGAAGUCUGUAGAUAGCGCAAUGUCUACAGCAGUCGCUAGUGCUGCCACUGUCUUAGGCGACGGCGUCUUUGCGUUCCCAAAUGUGAAGCAUAACAAGAACGGGACAACUUAUUUCGGAUCUAAACCCAGAGAUGCAAGUCAAACUCAACCUCGGGUCAGUGCGAAGACAACAAAAAUCAAGGAGCGUGGAAACUCGGACGAAGAAAAGAGAGAUAAUGACUCACCACUAAACAUCAUACAGUCAGCCCAUAAUAUGGAUAUAGAUCUUCUAAGUGACAUUCUGUACAAGCAUGCCGUAAUCAAAGAUUUGGCUGUCCCGGAAGCAAGAAAUAUCAGCAUACCAAAAGGCUACGCCAUGGAUGGUGAGAUUAAGCCGGCCGACAUUUACAACAUGAGACAGGGUAUCAAAAGCGACCUCAAGCGUAAGCGGCAAGAAGGUGUUCGAGUAAAAUCUAGCGAGUCUAAACAUCCUGGCGGUUUCCGUCCCCAUGAAGUCAACAAUUGCGGAGCCGUCAGCCUCAAAGGAUGCAAGGCUAGCUCUCUAGACAUUGAUAUACACCCAUUGCUUGCAAGAGCUCGGUUUGAUGACACACCCGACGCAGUCUAUGAUCAGCUCGCUCCCGCACUUCGUCUUGCGACGAUGUUUCUGACGCAACCCUCCUGCAUGCAAUUCUGGAUUACUGUCGCUUUGGGAGAGCGAGUUGACGAUGACGAGAUGACCUCAAAGUUUGCCAAAAAUUGUCAGCGGAUUCGGAAUCAUGUCGAGCUCACGGAAGAAAAUGCGGCGCGAAUAAUCAAGCAUCUGAAGGAUGUAGGGGAAUCAGACAUCAUACACUUUGCUUUCAAGCAUAAGCUUCGUACUGGUACAGCGGACGUUUGGGCCAACUCUGGUCCAAUCUGCGACUAUCUCGGGGUGAAACGGGCCCCAGGACUGAAAGGCACACUCACCCGUUCGAUAAUUCAGCUUCACGCAGAUUAUUACGUCGUAGCAAAGAAGCUCAGCCAGCUCAAAUAUCCAGAAGUCUCCCAACAGCUGCGCUUCUGCUUCCUCUUCGCUAAUCUGAUGAUGCACGAACUAGCUCACUCCAUAGAAGGAGCAUAUAUUCGAAUGCGACACGAGCAAUGGGCAGAAUUUCAGCGCUCGAGGACUUAUACGGAACCUUUUUGGCUCGACUGGCAGCGACCGCCCGAGUGUGGGAAAGCUUGGGAGCACACGAUGUUCGGUGGCGAGAUUCACCCAAUCAACAACCGUGUCGACGGUUCCCACGGUAUAGGUACGAGUGACUGGCCGCCUAGAGGUACAAGCGAUCACCCGGACAGGCGGACGUGGUACACACUACCAAUGAAAUACAUAGAGGGGCUUUUCCAAAAAAGCACGUGGCAAAAGAAAUACGCUCUUGACGAUACCUCAGCUUUUCACAUACCGCGGACGGGAGCCACAUCGCUAUACAUGAACUUCUUUACAACAAUGCCGUUGUCGUCCCUUGCGAAGACAGUGUAUGGGGACACGGAUUUGAUGGAAAUCGUGACCGAGGAGCCGCCCUCGAAAUUGAGAAAGAAGGCUACCGGAGCGAAAGAAGCACAUCGGCCGACCCCUGAAGAGGUGGCUCCACAAACCUUACCCACAGAAAAGAGUCACCCGCCGAAAUUUCAAAAUACGAAGAGUCUGCUGUCUGUCAUGUCUGGGCCGCUGCCGACGUCGCGAGAGGCGGCACCCACAGAUAAAAUCAAGCCUUUUACGGUGCAAGAGCUCCAUUGGUUUAAAGAGAAGCUUGCAUCUCAACAGACAGAUCUAGAAAGCAGCAAUGUCGUGGUUGAAAAUUGA
This is a messenger RNA of Bacidia gigantensis, 1971 nucleotides long. RefSeq lists its product as uncharacterized. The coding region runs from base 1 to 1971 and encodes 656 amino acids. The transcript has a single exon. Lineage: Eukaryota; Fungi; Ascomycota; Lecanoromycetes; Lecanorales; Ramalinaceae. The record is from RefSeq and is a predicted model, not a curated record.